CCUCGCGUGCCUGCGCCGCUGCCUGUGCGACGCCGACCGGCCACUGCUGACGCCCGAGCUGGUGGGAGACAGUGUCCGGCUCGUGGAGGACGUGGUCGACACCAUGCUGGCUGCACUGGCCGGCCGCAGGGACGACGAGCUCGAGGUGGCGCCAUCGUUCGCUGACAUGGGCGUGGCGCUGGAGUCGGUGCUGGUGGCGGCCGGGGACGCGGCCGGCGGAUCGGUGGUGCUGUCGCAGCAGUACCAGCUGGUGCUCGCCUGCUGCUGGCUCAAUCUCAAGGAGUGCAGCUACUUCCUCGGAGAGCUGAUAACGGCGUGUUUGGCGCGCCACGGGCCCGGCAUGGACGUGCCGACCCUGCAGCGUGUGGUGCGCGUGCUGCGCCGCGUGCUGACCGGCUGCCGACACAAGGGCGCCAUCGAGUCUGCUCGCGUCGCCUGGGCACAGCUGUGCACGGCGGCGCUGCGACACGCCUGA
Molecule: messenger RNA, 475 nt
Organism: Pollicipes pollicipes
Lineage: Eukaryota; Metazoa; Arthropoda; Thecostraca; Pollicipedomorpha; Pollicipedidae
Exons: 5
Coding region: 104-475 (123 amino acids)
Biological process (GO): tRNA methylation
Cellular component (GO): cytosol
Source: RefSeq, a predicted model, not a curated record